GGUUUAUCAACGGCUUGGGGCAGCGAUAUACUAAACAAAUUUAAUAUUAAAAGCAACUGUGUGACAAUUCCUCCAAGCAAGAUUUUAGAAUUGAAUGUCUAAAGUCUUGCUGUGGUUGCUGAAGGGAUUGGAUAUAAGGACCUGGACUCCAACAUGAAGAAGCUAGGGAGAAUUCAUCCAAACAGGCAAGUGUUGGCCUUUAUUUUGAUGGUGUUCUUGUCUCAGGUUCGCCUCGAGCCUAUUCGUUAUUCUGUAUUGGAGGAAACAGAGAGCGGCUCCUUUGUAGCUCAUCUGACCAAGGAUCUGGGCCUGGGAAUUGGGGAACUGGCCGCCUGGUCAGCUGGGGUGGUGUCUGAUGAUGACAAGCAGCGUUUGCAGCUGGAUCGUCAGACUGGAGAUUUGCUUCUGAGGGAGAAACUAGACCGGGAAGAGCUCUGUGGUCCUAUUGAACCGUGUGUACUGCAUUUCCAAGUGUUUCUGGAAAUGCCCAUGCAAUUUUUUCAAGGAGAAUUAUUGAUCCAGGACAUAAAUGAUCACUCUCCAGUAUUCCCCGAAAGGGAAGUGCUCUUGAAAAUACCAGAAAAUAGCCAGCCGGGGACUCUAUUUCCGUUGCUAAUAGCUGAGGAUUUGGAUGUGGGCAACAAUGGUCUCCAAAAAUACACAAUCAGCCCCAAUUCUCAUUUUCACAUUCUCACUCGAAAUCAUAGUGAGGGCAAGAAAUACCCAGAUUUGGUGCAGGACAAACCACUGGAUCGAGAGGAGCAACCUGAGUUCAGCUUAACCCUCGUGGCGCUGGAUGGUGGGUCUCCACCUAGGUCUGGCACUGUCAUGGUUCGAAUCCUGAUCAUGGACAUCAAUGACAAUGCUCCUGAGUUUGUGCACACUCCAUAUGGGGUGCAGGUCCUGGAAAACAGCCCCCUAGACUCUCCAAUUGUUAGGGUCUUAGCUAGAGAUGUAGAUGCUGGAAACUUCGGGAGUGUUUCUUAUGGUUUAUUCCAAGCAUCAGAUGAAAUUAGACAAACUUUCUCAAUAAAUGAAGUCACGGGAGAAAUACAACUGAAAAAAAAAUUGGAUUUCGAAAAAAAUAAAUCUUACCAUGUAGAAAUUGAGGCCACAGAUGGAGGAGGCCUUUCUGGGAAAGGCACUGUAGUCAUAGAAGUGGUGGAUGUGAAUGACAAUCCCCCAGAACUUAUCAUAUCUUCACUCACCAGCUCCAUCCCAGAAAAUGCUCCUGAGACAGUAGUCUCUAUCUUCCGAAUUCGAGAUAGAGAUUCCGGAGAAAAUGGAAAGACGAUUUGCUCCAUUCCAGAUAAUCUGCCGUUUGUUCUAAAACCAACUUUGAAGAACUUUUACACCCUGGUAACAGGGAGACCACUGGACAGAGAGACCAGAGCCGAGUACAACAUCACCAUCACCGUCACUGAUCUGGGGACACCCAGGCUGAAAACCCAGCAGAGCAUAACCGUGCAGGUCUCCGACGUCAAUGACAACGCCCCCACCUUCACCCAAACCUCCUACACCCUGUUUGUCCGCGAGAACAACAGCCCCGCCCUGCACAUCGGCAGCGUCAGCGCCACAGACAGAGACUCAGGUACCAACGCCCAAGUCACAUACUUGCUGCUGCCGCCCCAGGACCCGCACCUGCCCCUCGCCUCCUUGGUCUCCAUCAACGCAGACAACGGCCACCUGUUCGCCCUCAGGUCGCUGGACUACGAGGCCCUGCAGGAGUUCGAGUUCCGCGUGGGCGCCACAGACCGCGGCUCCCCGGCGCUGAGCAGCGAGGCGCUGGUGCGCGUGCUGGUGCUGGGCGCCAACGACAACUCGCCCUUCGUGUUGCACCCGCUGCAGAAGGGCUCCGCGCCCUGCACCGAGCUGGUGCCCCGGCCGGCCGAGCCGGGCUACCUGGUGACCAAGGUGGUGGCGGUGGACGGUGACUCGGGUCAGAACGCCUGGCUGUCGUACCAGCUGCUCAAGGCCACGGAGCCCGGGCUGUUCGGCGUGUGGGCGCACAAUGGCGAGGUGCGCACCUCCAGGUUGCUGAGCGAGCGCGAUGCAGCCAAGCACAGGCUAGUGGUGCUGGUGAAGGACAAUGGCGAGCCUCUGCGCUCGGCCACCGCCACGCUACACUUGCUCCUGGUGGACGGCUUCUCCCAGCCCUACCUGCCUCUCCCCGAGGCGGCCCCGGCCCAGGCCCGGGCCGACUCGCUCACCAUCUACCUGGUGGUGGCGUUGGCCUCGGUGUCGUCGCUCUUCCUCUUGUCGGUGCUCCUGUUCGUGGCGGUGCGGCUGUGCAGGGGGAGCAGGGCGGCCUCGGUGGUGGGUCGCUGCUCGGUGCCCGAGGGCCCUUUUCCAGGGCAUCAGGUGGGAGUGAGCGGCACCGAGACCCUGUCCCAGAGCUACCAGUACGAGGUGUGUCUGACAGGAGACUCUGGGACUGGUGAGUUCAAGUUCCUGAAGCCAAUAUUUCCUAAUCUCUUGGUUCAGGACACCGGGAGGGAAGUUAAGGAAAACCCCAACUUCAGGAAUAGCUUUGUGUUCAGUUAAGUGUUGUAUUUAGUUUAGUGAACCGUUGAUUAGUUUUGUCAAACUUCCCAUUGCAAUGCCUUUAUUUUAAAAAAUUGUCUACUUAUCUAAAUAUUCAUACCACAAUUUCAAAUCUACGCAUGUCCCUGAUAGAGCUAAAUUUGUCCCUUUUUUAUUGCUAUUAAUUGCACUUAACAUUUUUAGUUAUACUGGAUAUUUAGCAUGGGUUUUCUCUAUAUUUGAUCUAUUGGUGGUUAAUCUUUCUGUAACCAUAAAUUACUCAAUUAGGAUAAAAAUAAAUUAUAUUUUAAUGAAAUCCUUAAAUUAACAUCUUUUUAAUGGAACAUUUAAGUGAAUAUAUGAACUCUUGAAUUUCUCAAUAUUUGUUGUGCCUGUCUU
Molecule: messenger RNA, 2922 nt
Organism: Rhinopithecus roxellana (golden snub-nosed monkey)
Lineage: Eukaryota; Metazoa; Chordata; Mammalia; Primates; Cercopithecidae
Gene: PCDHB4
Product: protocadherin beta 4
Exons: 1
Coding region: 154-2544 (796 amino acids)
Biological process (GO): homophilic cell-cell adhesion
Cellular component (GO): plasma membrane
Molecular function (GO): calcium ion binding
Source: RefSeq, a predicted model, not a curated record